Actinia tenebrosa (Australian red waratah sea anemone) is the source of this 2764-nucleotide messenger RNA. Its product is annotated as CUB and sushi domain-containing protein 3. NCBI's taxonomy places the organism in Eukaryota, Metazoa, Cnidaria, Anthozoa, Actiniaria, Actiniidae. Gene Ontology annotation, molecular function: protein binding; serine-type endopeptidase inhibitor activity. The record is from RefSeq and is a predicted model, not a curated record.
AUAUCCUGUAACCUUAGUCGAACAGUCCAUAUACUCGCUGAGAAAACAUUUCUUGAAGUUCCACUUGGACAACAGAAAUUUAACCAUGAAAUUCAUCAAUUUUUUCGUCUUUUCGCUUUUCUUCUUUGUUAUUGAAGCUCUACCAACUAUUGGCGUGUCGGUAAAGACUACUGCUUCUACCAAUAGUUCUGAGAUUCUCCCGACAACUGCAGGCAUCACAUGUCCAUCCCCAGUAUCACCUCUCAAUGGGUACAUUAAAGGAGACCAAUACGACGCUGGAUCAAUCAUCCAUCUUAUGUGCAACGAUGGCUUCUUUAGGAGAGGAUACCCUUUCGCUGUAUGCAAGAAAGACGGUAGAUGGACCGAUAGCAACGUUACUUGCAUAGCUCGAAGUUGUGGCGACCCUGGAAUGCCGUUCAAUGGCAAGAGGAUUGGGAUGAUGUUCCAGUAUUCCAACACCGUGAGCUUCUCCUGCAACAAAGGCUACUUUCUAGAAGGUCCAGCUACGCGUACUUGCCAGGCAAACCGAACAUGGAGCGAUUCACAACCGAUUUGCAGACCUAUUCCAUGCGGUGAGCCGCCGUCCAUUUCGCAUUCCAAGCUUUUCCUCUAUGGUGAAGGUGGCUUGGUGUAUAAAAAUCAGAUUGAGUAUGUCUGCAAGCCAGGGUACUACAGAGAAGGCAACCAGAAGAUCUAUUGUGGGGAUGAUGGUAAAUGGCAUGGAAUUCUACCAGUUUGCAAAGAGGUUCGAUGUCCUCGACCCAAAGUUCUUCUGAAUGGAGCUAUUCAAAUGGAUAACAACACCGAGGGAUCAAUCGUGCGCUUCUUUUGCAAUCCUGGUUACACACUCUUCGGCUCUCACUGGAGAAAAUGCUUGAAAACUGGACAAUGGACAGGGCCCGAACCAACAUGCUUUGAGUGCGCUAGAGUUGGAACACCAGUUUUUGUGCGAAAACCUUCUCACUUCAAACAUGGAACAGUACAAUCCAAGUCUGGUAACCAGGUGACUGUGUACUACGAGGCAGAAGACGAGGAAGAAGACAUCCUCGUCCUUGGAAAAGGAACUCAACAUUAUGCCAUGGUAGAAGACAGAAUACCAUCAAAAAGUGAGAUAUUUAAUGGUACCCGCGUUCUGGCAGUGAACUCACAGGAUCGUAAGUUCAUGCUAGGUACAGUAAGAAUGAACAGUGGGAGCCUAUAUGGUGUCCAGUUUGAUGGGAGGAAUGAUCACCAAGAGGUUCCUCUGGAUAACAUCCGAACACUUGAACCUCCACGUUUCUGCUCCACUUGCAGCGAUCCUGGUCGUCCAGCGUUCAGCUCAAGAGAAGAUGACCUGAUGGAGUUCAUUCCUGGUAUGGAGGUGAUAUACACUUGUGAAUACACGUACAAGAUGACUGGAUCCCAAACAAGAUUGUGUCAGCAGGAUGGGACGUGGACAGGGACAACACCUAAGUGCACCAUCUCCUCGUGUGAUGAUCUUGACGCUUUCCCACCAAGGAAUGGAAAACGAGCAGGGAAUAACUUUACAAUUGGAAGCACUUUGGAAUUCUCCUGUGAUGAUGGCUAUGCUUUGGUUGGUCAGCGACAACUAACUUGCACCAUGAAUGGUAGCUGGUCUCAUCUUCCACCGGUUUGUAAAAAUGUGUGCGAUGACUUCAAAUGCAACACGGUUGGUGAGAAAUGUCAGUACGUAAAAGAUGUUGGCCCACGUUGCGUCUGUCGUGAGAACGAAGACUGCCGAGCGCUUUACGAACCGGUCUGUGGAUCGGAUGGUAAUUCGUACAACAGUCAUUGUAUCAUGUCUGCAACAGCCUGUCGAACUGGGAAGACGAUAACAAUGGUUGAUGAGGGAGGAUGCGUUCCAGGAGGAUUAUGCCAGAUAGUUCCUUACAGUGUAUGUCGCGGUUACUUUCCCCGUUACUUCUUCAACUCCACAAGCCAACAGUGUCAGUACUUCAUCGCUGGUGGAUGUCAUCCAAGUGGCUGGAAUGGAUUCCAAACAAAACAACUUUGCAACCAUACUUGCCUUGGGGAUAUCUGUAAACAGCCAGUCAAUCGUGGGCCAUGUACACAAAAAGUUUCCCGAUGGACCUUUGACUCUGUGACCGGUCGAUGCAAAAGGUUCAACUAUGGUGGUUGUUAUGGUAACGAGAACAAUUUCUUAUCAAAGCAGCUGUGUUUGAGGAGAUGUAGGCCAGGAAAAGUUGCAGCAAGAGGAAGUUGUCCUAAUUGUGUUCGCGUAAGGCUACAUCAAGCUUGUCAAAACAGUAAUUUAGCCAUAUUGGCAAGAGUGAUCUCAGCUCUGCCCAAAGACGAGAAGAAACAUCUCUUGCGUUACCACCUUGUGAUCCAUCAAGUCAUCAAGGACACCUCUAGUAGCGUGACCAAGGGCAAAACCAUCAUCAGUGUCCCGUACGGGUCGACAACAAACUGCUCCUGCCUUCACAUCCCAAUGAACAAGAAGUUCGUCCUGAUUGGUGGGAUCGCUACUGACAAAACCGCUGACUCGAAGAGUGGGGUAAUUGUGAGCCCACAGUCUUAUACCAGCGGCUGGAAUACGAGAGUUUGGAAGCAGAUUGAAAAAAAGUGUGGCAGUCAGUUGAUUGUACCUAGAGAUUUUCUGUAAAGUGCAUAAAAUGUAACUUCUAUUUAGCUUGUGUAAAGGGGAGUAGCAUUUGUUAGAUUAUAAUUAAGGGUGUAAUGUCAUAAAAUAGAGACACAGGGAGCCGAUGCUAAGAUUUGGUAUUAAAAAAAGUAGAAUUGA